CAAGAAAAAGAUGAUAGGCCAGGAAGACGAACUCAGUCACUCCUUGAUUGGAGAGGAAAGGAUGGUUGUGGAGAGGCCCAUCUACAACCAGGUGCAAUUCGACAAAGGAUUCGAGAGCGGGAAGCGGCCAGUGACUUUACCUCACACGUGGGCCAAGAAGAAAGUGAACAAGUUGUCGUGCUCAGGGAAAUGUGUAGGGAAAUUCAUCACCUCCUUGUUCCCCUUUCUGAGCAUCUUGAGGGGCUACAGUAUACGCCACGACCUCGUAGGCGACAUCAUCGCUGGACUCACAGUUGGAAUUAUGCACAUACCCCAAGGCAUGGCGUACGGCCAACUGUCAACGUUACCGCCAGUCUUCGGUCUAUACGUCUCCUUCUUCCCAGUGUUCAUCUACUUCUUUUUCGGUACAUCGAAACAUAUAUCUAUAGGAACAUUUGCGGUAGUGAGUUUAAUGGUGGGGUCUGUUGUGGACAAGGCCAUGACAUCUAAAGGCUUCACCAGUGAUCAGUUAGAAGCAUCAACCAAAAAGGAUGUCACAACAUUAGCGCCAAUGCUGUUUAACUUGUCUGAUGGCAACCUGACCUUCGGCAACGGCACCAAUGGCACCAACACUGGUGGAGACGCUGAGAUGGAUGCUCUUAUUCUCAGCACCAAACUCAAAAUUGCCAUGGCGGUGACAUUUGGCAUCGGAUGCAUUCAACUGCUGAUGGGUCUCUGUCGGCUGGGUUUUGUUACAGUUUACCUGUCCGAUCCCCUCGUUAGCGGUUUCACAACAGGUGCAGCGUGCCAUGUAUUCACAAGUCAGAUCAAACAUAUAUUUGGAGUUCAGAUGGGCAGAUACUACGGUCCUCUCAAACUGGUUUGGUCGUACCGAGACUUCUUCAUGAACAUCCCUCAGACCAACGCUGUGACCCUCAUCGCCUCCAUCAUCUGCAUCUUGAUGCUGGCGGUGGUCAAGGAGUGCAUCAACAACAACCCCAAAGUCAAACCCAAGCUCAAGAUGCCCGUGCCUAUAGAACUCAUUGUGGUUGUGCUCGGUACUGUGAUUUCCCAGUUUGCCUACCUGAAUACAAACUUUGACGUGAAAAUCGUUGGUGAUAUUCCAAUUGGCAUCCCUCCCCCAAAGGCACAACAGUUUGAGUACCUCCCUGAUGUCGUCAGCGAUGCUGUAGCUGUGGGAAUUGUUGCGUUUGCCAUCUCAGUGUCCAUGGCAAAGAUUCUGGCCAAGAAACAUGACUAUGAGGUUGAUUCUAACCAGGAGCUGCUGGCGUACGGCAUCGUCAACAUCUUCAGCUCCUUCUUCUCCUCUUUCUGCGCAUCAGCCUCACUCUCGCGUAGCUUGGUGCAGGAGGGGGUCGGAGGUCGCACUCAGGUUGCGGGGCUGUUCUCCAGUGCUCUCCUUCUCAUUGUGCUGCUGGUGGUGGGGCCAUACUUUGCCUCCCUCCCUAACUGCGUGCUAGCUGCUAUCAUCAUCGUCGCUCUGAAGGGCAUGUUCAAGCAGUUCUUUGAGCUGAAACGAUUAUGGAAAAUAUCCAUUGUAGAUUUUAUGGUGUGGUUAGUGACGUGGUUUGCUACAGUCCUCCUGGAUGUUGACCUCGGUCUUGGCGUCGGCGUAGGAUUUGCUCUCCUCACUGUUAUAGUCCGAUCUCAGAGGCCAUAUGCAUGUCUGAUGGGGCAUGUACCGGGCACAGAUCUUUACAGGGACAUCAAGGCUUACAAAGCCGCUGCUGAAAUCUCAGGAAUCAAGAUCUACAGGUUCGACUCUGCUCUGUUCUUUGCCAACACGGAACAUUUCAAACAGACUGUCUACAAGCUGGCAGCUGAUCCCAAAGCUCUGAAGAAGUCCAUCAAGAAAGCCAGGAAGCUACAGAAGAAACAGGCUGGCUCAGAGACACAGAUUGUCAAGGUAAGCCAGCCAAUGGCAUCAGUGCGUGAGUGAGUUUGGUUGUCACGCUGCUUUUAGCAAUA
Molecule: messenger RNA, 1968 nt
Organism: Haliotis rubra (blacklip abalone)
Lineage: Eukaryota; Metazoa; Mollusca; Gastropoda; Lepetellida; Haliotidae
Product: solute carrier family 26 member 6-like
Biological process (GO): transmembrane transport
Cellular component (GO): membrane
Molecular function (GO): sulfate transmembrane transporter activity; bicarbonate transmembrane transporter activity; chloride transmembrane transporter activity
Source: RefSeq, a predicted model, not a curated record